Messenger RNA from Dibothriocephalus latus, 396 nucleotides. Lineage: Eukaryota; Metazoa; Platyhelminthes; Cestoda; Diphyllobothriidea; Diphyllobothriidae. The record is from the annotation of a GenBank genome assembly.
CACUCUGAUCUGGUUGGACAACGCGAACCCUCCUCACUUCUCUUCAAAUCUCUGAACUCUACCACUUCUACCGCAGAUGCUGCCUUCAUUAAUCUUCCCUUCCCGGGUUCGCACGUGUUUCUGCCGAACAGUUUUCCGGUACUGCAGUUUUUGGAACAACUGGAGCUCAUCUCGCGAACCCCGCCCGUGUUCGCCAGGGGCACCUUUGGUCGCAUUCGGCUGGCUGUCGCCAUAGGGACACGAAUUAAGCCGGAGGAGGUGUUUGACCACCUGAUUGACGAGCGACACGUGUACGGCCUAAGGGGUUGCUUCAUAGAGGACAGUGCCCAUAAUGGCUUGGUGGCCCGGCAGCCAUCUGUAAAAAUUGAUAUGAUCCCUAAUGGCUUCAUCGAAUAG